AUGAUUACCAAUUCUCAAGCACCGUCGCCAGCCCUUGUUCCGGCCAUCGACUCCGCGGAUCCUCGCCGGAUUGGGGUCCAGACCGCUCAACGUCGCUCCAAGGUGGUCGAGAAGCCUCAUCGACGCAGCGCAGCGCCGCCAGCCCCGUUCCGGCCAUCGAAGCCACUGAUCCCUGCCGGAUUUGUGGGCGAGGCGACUCAGCGCCACCCACGUGGUCAAGCAUCGCCACCGACGCAGCGCCGCCACCGACGCAUAGCCAUCACCUACGCAGCGCAGUUUUGUCAGCCCUCGUUUCGGCCAACGACGCCGCUGAUCCCCACCGGAUCCUUCGGCCAAGCCGCCCAGCGUCGCCGCCAACGUGGUCGCUGGCCAUCAACGCCGUUCAACAUCGCCACUAAGCCUCGUUUCGGCCACUCUACGUCGCCGCCAACGUGGUCGUUGGACACCGACGCCAAGGAUAAAGGAACUGGGCAUCAAAGACCACCCGGAAAACCCACGCCGGACGACAACCUGGAGGAAUUAGUCGUAGCAAUCGGAUGUGAGGAAAAGCCGGCCACCAUGGGCGUUCGCUGGAUCUCAUAUCGCCGAAAAGAGGAACUGGAGGGACUCCUCAAGGAGUUCGGAUUAGAAACGGCAGGAACGGUAGCCGAGCUGCGAACACGACUAGCCGACUUUAUCGGGAAGACAGAGCAUGGCCAGGCUACGCUGUCUCGACUCGCCCAGCUAGAAGCCCUCUAUCCCGAGGCACCAUCCGCGAAGGAAGUGCAAUCACGGUCCACGUCCCCAAUGCCGGAAGCAGGGGGCAUGAAGCUGAUCGUACCCGGGCGGUCAUCCUCACCAGGACGCAUGACCACCAGCGCGGAAGCCCAGAACGCAACCACGGCCUCCACUGACCGAGCACCGCGCGAUGCCAUAUCCGCAGCAGUACUGACCGAGAAGCUACGGAGCUGGGGAAUCCUCUUCGACGGACAAACGGACCCGGUCCAUUUCGUGGAACGAGUCGAGGAAGGAGCAGCCGCCUACAACGUCCGGAUCAGCGACGUACCCAGAGCCAUCUCCGGAUUACUAUCUGGAAGAGCGGAAGGCUGGUACCGAGCCUAUCGCAUGCACUCCGCGCCAUGGCUUCUAUUUAAGACCGAGUUUUUGGAGUUCUUCCUGCCUCCGAGGUACUUUCAAAGGUUGGAGGACACGAUCCGCACCCGGUAUCAACAGCCGCAGGAGCCAUUCAAGAACUUUCUUGUGGACCUGAGACUCAUGAUGCAACGCGCGAAGUACACUCUGGCAGACGAGCUCGAAAGGAUAUAUGAGAACUUGUUGCCAGAAUAUCAGCUCUUUAUCCGUCGCCACGAGUUCUCCACACUCGAAACGCUGACACAGCUCGCCACCGCAUACGAGAUCGCACGGGAUCGGGACUCGAUCCGGCACGCCGCCCUCGCCCACUUCGCCACCAUGGGGUCGGACCAGGCACAUAGGUCACCAUCAUACCAUAGGACUACGACUGCAAGAGAACCCAACGCCGUCCCCCUGCCCAUCGGGGUUACGAAUCACAUGAUCUCCGACGAGGACAGCCGGCCGGUGGACAUUCAGCGUGCCUGCCGCCGCUGCGCAGAGAGGCGUGCGGACAGUAAACUGUUGUCGGCAGUCGGGAAACGGACAGCACCCCCGCUCGAAUUGGGAGCGACCGGGGACAGCCAGCACACUUCCCAACCCGUAAAGCCACCACUUCGACUGAAGGACGGGCGGAUAGUAGCGACGAUUAGCAUCAACGGACGACCAUUCCUGGCCACGCUGGACACUGGAGCGUCGCGCAGCUUCGUAAGCGAGCGAGUGGCCCAAACUCUGGCCACCACCACUAACAGGAAGGCAGUGCGAACACGGAUCUCCUUGGCUGACGGCUCCUCUCAAGAAGUCACCAAAGCCGUGUGGGCACGCGUCAAACUGGACCAGCAAGAGGCCGAGCUACCCCUCCUGGUGUUACCCACGAUCCUGGACGACGUUAUCCUAGGGAUCGAUUUCUUGUGCGCCAUCCAGGCGUCCCUGAUCUGUGGUCGCAUUUGCUUGCGACUCCUUCCGGCGCCCCCUCGAGAUGCAACGACGGCAACCGAGCCCGAGACACUGCCUGCAGACCCGACAGCCACGAACCCACCCCGAGCGGGUGUCGUAAUCGGUGGACACCCACGGGAUCCACUCCAGCAGUCAAGUGACGCCACAGCGUCAGCGGGCUCUCGAGCCAUGUCAUCAUCGUCAAGAACCACCACGGAUGCAUCCUCAUCGUCAUCGUCAUCGUCGCCAAGGGCCGCCACGGCCACAUCGUCACCGCUGCCGUGUCCAAGGGCCACCACGGCCACCUCAUCGUCAUCGUCAUCGUCAUCAUCGCCAAGGGCCACCAUGGCCACAUCGUCAUCAUCGCCGUCUCCAAGGGCCACCACGGCCACAUCAUCGUCGUCACCGUCCCCGAACUCUCGAGCGGUACCUGCCCCACCCUCCCGGCCUCCAGGACGACCGGGUCCAACUAUGUCAUCCGAUCUCCCGCCGCAUGCGGUUACCGGAGGGGCCAGCAAGUACGGGUUGACUCCACUAGCGGAUGCAGGAGUGGCCCGUGAGAGGAACCCGUUCCGAAACCAGACCAGUCACGAUAAGCUUACGGCAAAUCUCGCCGCCAUCGCCGAAUGUCUGGAAGAACAGCAGCCACAGACACUCACCGGCGAGCCUAUGGAACCCCGAACCCUAGCGUUCCUCGAGGAAGAGCUGAAGCAAUUCGACGGAUUGGCCGGGGUGACCCACAUCGCGGAGCACCAAAUAGUCAUGCGGGACGAAAAGCCACUGAAGCAGCGGUAUUUCCCAAAGAACCCGGCCAUGCAGCAGAUCAUCAGUGAUCAAGUCGAUGAACUACUCCGGGAUGGGAGGAUAGAACCAUCACGGAGCCCGCAUAGUGCUCCCAUUGUCCUGGUGAGGAAGAAGACUGGGGAAAUGCGAAUGUGUGUCGAUUUCCGGCAGUUAAACGCACACAGCGUGCCGGAUGCGUACCCACUUCCGCGCAUCCACCACAUCCUGGAGCGCCUGCGGAACGCGCGCUAUAUCUCGACGCUGGACCUGAAAAACGGCUACUGGCAGAUCCCAGUGGCGCAGGAAAGUCGCGCUUGUACCGCAUUCACCGUGCCGGGACGAGGAUUGUUCCAGUGGCGAGUAAUGCCGUUUGGAUUACAUUCGGCUCCAGCGACGUUUCAAAGGGCCCUGGAUAGCGUCAUCGGGCCGGACCUAGAGCCUCACGCUUUUGCCUACCUAGACGAUAUCAUCGUCACAGGAGCUACGCGGGAGGAACAUAUGCAAAACCUCAAGGAGGUCUUCAAGCGGCUUCGGAAUGCCAACCUACGGCUGAACCGGGCCAAGUGCAAGUUCUUCUGCCGAAGCCUAGUAUACUUGGGGCACGUGAUCAGUGAGGCUGGUAUCCAGACCGAUCCGGACAAGAUCGCGGCCAUAAAGGGGCUACAACCCCCCACAAAUUGCAAGGAGCUGCGGCGAUGUCUGGGAGUCGCUUCAUGGUAUAGGCGAUUCGUACCCAACUUCGCCGCCAUAGUGCAGCCGAUGUCCACGUUGCUACGGAAAGGGAAACGAUGGCUCUGGGAGGAACCACAGCAACUCGCGUUCGAAGAUCUGAAGAACAAACUCACCGAAGCACCGGUGUUGGCAUGCCCGGAUUUCACCCGGAAGUUCCAGUUGCAAACCGACGCCAGCGACUACGGGCUCGGAGCAGUCCUGACGCAGCAAGCCGAAGAAGGCGAACGAGUGGUGGCGUACGCUAGCCGGCGACUGGUGAAAUCCGAGGAAAACUACUCGGCCACCGAGAAAGAAUGCCUCGCCAUCGUCUGGGCCAUUCGGAAACUCCGGUGCUACCUGGAAGGGUAUCGGUUCGAUGUUAUCACGGACCAUUUAGCCCUGAAAUGGCUGAAUACCAUUGAAAACCCGACCGGGCGUAUCGCUCGCUGGGCGCUGGAACUCCAGCAGUUCCAAUUCGACGUGCACUACAGGAAGGGUAACCAGAACGUGGUCGCUGAUGCACUGUCACGCCAACCACUGGACACGCUCCACCAGCUACAGGAAGCAUUAUCACCAUGCAAGUGGAUCCGAGCCAAACUGGAACAAAUCGACGCCCAACCGGAAAAGUUUCCGGACUACGCCAGAGAGAACGGACAGCUGUACCGCCACCUCGGCGAUCCAGCACCCGACGAAGGCAUCAGCCCAUGGAAGCUGUGCGUUCCCACGGAGCACCGACGACACGUGCUGGAAGAGUGCCACGACCACCCCUCGGCAGGGCAUCUAGGGAUCCGCAAGACGAUCCGACGAGUUGGACAGCGCUAUUUCUGGCCCGGAAUGCAUCGAGACGUUCGACGACACGUAAGGUGCUGCGAGACCUGCCAGCGGUUCAAGGUGAGUCAGCUCAAGCCCGCGGGGAAGAUGCUCACCCGUCGCCCAGAGGAACCCUUCACAAUGGUCAGCGCAGACUUCAUCGGACCCCUACCCCGGUCUCGUCGCGGGAAUACAAUGCUGCUGGUCUUCCUGGACGUCUUCUCGAAAUGGGUCGAGAUCAUACCGCUGCGGAAGGCGACGACGGCCCAGCUGGAACUGGCGUUCCGAGAGCGCAUCCUCUCCCGAUUCGGAACCCCACGCACACUGAUAUGCGACAACGGCGCGCAAUUCACGAGUCGAGGGUUCAAGGCACUCUGCAAACGGGCCGGCGUCCAGAUUCAGUACACGGCUCCGUACUCGCCGCAACAGAACCCGACCGAGCGUGCGAACCGGACGAUCAAAACGAUGAUCGCCCAAUACACCGCGGACGACCAGCGAUCCUGGGACCAACUACUGCCAGAGAUCUCGCUCGCAGUGAAUUCCAGCAUCUCGGACAGCACGGGAUUCAGCCCCGCCUAUUUAGUCCAGGGCCGCGAGCCACGCCUGCCGGGGGCCUGGUACGACAAGGUGACGCCGAGCUCAAGUACCACCCCACAGCCACCCGAAGACCGGGCUAAAGGAUUACAGGAGGCAUAUGCCAUCGCACGAGAGAACAACGAGCGGGCAUCCCAGGAACAGCAACGGUACUACAAUUUACGGCGGCGCGCUUGGCGACCGUUGGUGGGAUCAUGGGUGCUGGUCCGUACCCAUCACCUGUCCAAGGCCAGCGAGGGAUUCAACGCCAAGUUGGCCCCGAAGUACACCGGACCAUACAAAGUGGUGAAGUUCCUGUCACAGAACGUAGUGCGCCUACUACUGCGGGGCUCUAGGAAACGGCGGACUGCCAGUCUCCCAGAUCUCAAAGAGUACAGGACCGGAGAAGCCGACGACGAAGAAGAUACAACGGACAACGAGAUAGAGCCUUACACAGAAGCGUUCGCCUCCGAACCCCCGAACGUGGAUCCAGAAGACUCCCAAGCUCUGGGCGACCAGCAGGAGACACUCGACCAGGAGAACAACCAGGAUGUCCAAGUCACUGAGCAGCGUACCCAGCCCAAGAAAGCCACCCAUCGACGAGUACACUUCGAAUAAACCAACAUCGAGCGGGGUCACGUGAGUCAAGAGGGGCACCCGCGCUGCCAUAGUUAGGUUAAGCCGCCAAGUAGGAUUCACACACAAAACCUAAGCUAAUACGUUACAUUUACUAGCACGCCUUCGCCAUGUCCGAAAACGAGGAGUAUGAAUACCGCCCAUGGAGCGACUCCACCCG
Messenger RNA from Drosophila rhopaloa, 5716 nucleotides. RefSeq lists its product as uncharacterized. Gene Ontology annotation, molecular function: nucleic acid binding; aspartic-type endopeptidase activity. Bases 1 to 5538 code for a protein of 1845 amino acids. Lineage: Eukaryota; Metazoa; Arthropoda; Insecta; Diptera; Drosophilidae. Gene Ontology annotation, biological process: proteolysis; DNA integration. The record is from RefSeq and is a predicted model, not a curated record. The transcript has 4 exons.